UGGGCCACCAACAUUGGUAUAGAGCAUGGACAAGUCCUCAUGUCUGUCUUGGAUCGGGUUUGAAGCAGAUGUUGGAUGGCCUUGUUACACGGUACAGAAAUACUGGCGUUCCUCCUCCCAAGGCACCCUAUGUUGACCGUGACUGCUGCGGAGCUUCAUCUGUGCAUAAGUACUUGGAGGCCUGGCCGUUUCUUCAUAUCAGGUUGGACAUAUGACACUUCAUGCGCCGCUUUCCCUAUGGCUGCACCACUGAUAAGCAUCAACUGUACAGUGUGUUCAUGGGGAAGUUGAGCCAGUGCAUCUUCAAGUGGGAUGAGACUGAUCUCAAACUUACUGAAGACUGCUAAGCGAGCCGAGAUGAUCCAGCAGUGCAUCCAAAAUCCUUCGGAGGAUGAUGUCAUAAGACGCUUGUCUACAGCUGAGCUUGCACUCCACUGCACACGAGUGACCCGCGGCACUGCUGAAACAACUAGGCUCAUAUCCAGCCUGUUAGAAUCCAUAGAUGGCCCCAGAGGUUUUGAUACCCAGGGAGUGCCUUUGUUUGACAGUGAGAAGAUCCAGCAGAUCUGGAAGAUACAGAGUCAGCAUGUACCUUGCAUCCAGGAUCCCCUGGUCUGAGACUCUACACACAGGUCAACACAUUGAAGAGAGGCGGCAUUGAACUUCCUGUUUACAGAUGUGCAAGAGGCUCCACCUCUCUGGAAAGCUUUCAUCUCGAUAUGAACAGGUUUAUUCCAGGAACCCUGGCAAAGGACAUCAAUUUCCAGGUAUUCCUAUUGGAUGGCCUGUUCAGAUGAAAUUCUGACCGGAAGAGUUCAGCAGUAGUUGAUGUCCAGGAAGCCGCCCCAAUGACAUACAGUGGACCGCUCAAGAACUCUGUUAACAAGUUGGCAAAUGAGGUCUUGGGCAGAGGAAUUUUUUACGACUACAAGCCACCUGGAAAAUACACUGGAGAGCUGAUAGGAAUAGAGUACCUCUACUCCCAAACAGGAAAAGGUGUGACUGACUACAGAGGGGCUGUCCGGAUACUCGCUGAUGAUGCCGAUGUGGAGGAGGAAAACCCAGAGCAUUCUAAAGCAGAUGAAGGAUUCCAUGAACAACAGGAGGAGAUGUUGGAUCCCACACUGCCUGUAGAGUUUGGUGUGGAUCCUGUAGAGUUAGGUGUGGAUCAUACUUCUGCUACUCCUGCCCUCCUUAACAUCCCAUCUGUAUCUGAGUAUAGACAGAUGAUGGCCCAGUCAGAUUCAGUUGACGUACAUACUCAUCACCAUGAGGCUGAGACAGACAAAAGCAAAGAUGCAGACUCUGGACACAGUUGGUCUAGACAAUGUACCUGGAUAUUCAAGAGUGCUGGCUUUAGCACACUUUCUGGUAACCUUUAAAGAUAAGGCAGCCAUGACUUCA
Magallana angulata is the source of this 1404-nucleotide messenger RNA. RefSeq lists its product as uncharacterized. Lineage: Eukaryota; Metazoa; Mollusca; Bivalvia; Ostreida; Ostreidae. The transcript has 6 exons. The record is from RefSeq and is a predicted model, not a curated record. The coding region runs from base 849 to 1382 and encodes 177 amino acids.